Messenger RNA from Anthostomella pinea, 459 nucleotides. Lineage: Eukaryota; Fungi; Ascomycota; Sordariomycetes; Xylariales; Xylariaceae. The record is from the annotation of a GenBank genome assembly.
AUGGCGCGGACGCAUACUCAGAAGGAAAGGAGGGCAUUCGAGAUGCGACGAGAAAGCUUGGUCAGGAAAGUGUACGAGAUAAACAACAUUACCAGUGCCCAUGUGGUGCUUGUGGGCAUCAGCGGGGGAAGGACGUUCGCAUUUGAGCCAGAAGAAGGCAUGUUGCGUCGUCUCGGAUUCACCUCGCCUAUUGACGACCGCAUUGCACCGGAUGACAUCCCUAAAUCUAGCAGAAUUGGCCGCCCCACGCCUUCCUGCGAGUCCAUAUCGAGCGACUCUACCUGCGCGCUUGAUUCUGGCGCGGAAUCGCCCAUACGGGCACGAGGUGCAAAGACUGGUGGUGCCCCAAGGUUGAAGAAGAACUUUCGCACGUCCCGACGAGGACGAUCUUGGAAGACUUCACCUCAUCUUCGGGAGGGAACCUUGAAGUUGCUAGACGUCGAGUUUUUCGCGCCCUGA